GCAGCCUAGUUGAUGUAGCAUUCAUUCAUGCUAACGGAAUAUACUCCCGAACGUUUGACUAUUUUUAGUAAAAAAAUAAGAAGAAAAAAAGCUGAACUGCAGACAAGACAGAGUCUGCGACUAACUAUGGGUAUGACUAAGUUACUUCCUCUUAAAAUGAAAUGAGUAAAACAGAGUAGGGUUAAACCUGAAAAAAUAAACGCAACAAAACGCUGUUUUGUUGCGUUUAUUUUUUCAGGUUUAACCCUACUCUGUUUUACUCAUUUUAUUUUGUACUAACCUGUUUGCAGUCUCUCCCCUUAUUACUUAUUACCCCUUAUUUCCUCUUAGUCUUAUUUACCGGUACUGAACUAAUACUAAUAAUAACUAUCUUAUAUAAGGCACAAGUGUAAGUCAAUCACUCCUACUAAUUAUAGUUACUAACUAUACUAUACUAUACUUUACAAUGACUAUGACUUUUACUAUUAUAUAAAAUUAUUAUUUAUUAUAUUUAUAUACUUCAUACAAUUUGUCAACUAAAACUAUUCAAUCUAUGUCUAUACUACUACAACCAUAUUCUAUAAAUAGUAAUUUAUCUAUCCAAGGCUAUCUAUCUAUCUAGUCAGUCAAUUUAGUUAAUUUAGUAUUAUUAGUAUUAGUAUUAUUGAAUUGUCAAAAUUAGAGUUUAUUAUACUAUAAUUAGUAUUAUUAAUUAUACUUUUUAUUAUUAUUAGUGUUAUUACUAUUAGCAUUUUUAAAAUGAAAAUUAAAUAAUACAAUUAUUUGGUAUAAGUGCAGUUAUAAGGCAAGGUGCAUAUAUUAUUUCUGAUUGAAUUUUGUAUUUUUGCAUGUUAACUUAUGUGUACCGGGUGUUCUGUACAAAAUUUACUCCAGCAGUAACAGUUAACUGCUAUCGCUAUCAAUACUAUCAUUAAACUUAUACAAUUAUGCAGCUUUAACUUUUCUUUUUGAUGAUUAGUACAGCCCCCAAUGGUACAUAGUAAAAAAUAGCCCGUAGCGUGAAUAAAAAUGAUCUCUCCAUUUUUUUGUGUGUUGUUUUUUUUCACCCUUCAUGUCAGAUGUUUUCAUCUAUAAGUUGGUGUGCUGAAAGAAAUUUUCAAACUGAAGGCAUGUUCACAAUAAGAAUGAAAUUUUGCAUUAUUUCAGAUGGAUUAAAAUGAAAUCAAUGAUUAUAUUAUAUAUUACAUGUGCAAGUUAUGACAGUAUUAGCGCUAGCGGGUGAUGUCAAGUCAGAUAUUGACAAUUUUAACCCUAAACUUACUUAGUGGUAUUGUUGCAGACAAAUUCAUUUGGGAAACGUGUAAAGCAAGGAGAAAAGAAAAAGAUUGGAUCCAAAAUACCUACCUUAAAUUUAAAAAGAUUCAAUGACAUUUAUGUUUGUAUAUGUUCUGGAGUAUUAAUUAAUAAAAAAUGGAUGGAAUAACUUUCUUUGAAAAGGAAAUUUUGAACUUAUUUCAUGCUUUCCCCCUUGUAUUUUGUAUGACAGAUUUUUGAAGGUAGUGAACGAUAAAAAAAAAAAAUGAAAUUAAAAUUUUUAAUACAAGUACCUAUAAAUUGAAAUUUUCUGAAAGAAUAUUCCUUCUAGUAUCUCAAAAACUUGAUAGUUUUAUGAUAGUUUGAACAACUUAUGGAGUAUUAAGUUGGGUUGAAUGCGGGAGUUGAGUAGUAAAAUGUUACUCACUCUGUAAAGGUUAAAAUAAACUUACAUAAUAUAAUAAAUUCUUUUUCAUUAUCAUAAACUACCUUGUCCGAUUUACUUUCAGAAAAUGUACACUUGUAAGGGUCUCUGAAUUCAUUUAGCGUGGGAUUUAGUCAUUUAUUUUACUAGUAUAGGAACAUGCAAAAAAUGGUUUGACACUACAGAAAAAUGCUCUUGACAGUUCUAGGGUUAAUAUCCCCAAAAGCUAAGCCUAUGUCACUGUUGUAUCUAUACCAUAGGGCCUAGUUUGUCUGUGCCGACAGGUGUGCCCACAUUUCAGUCAUCUAACCUUCUUCUCAUCCAUGUUGAAAAUAUGUUCACUGAUGUGUUUUUUAAACUUUGAUAUUAGUCCUAACUGCCAGCUACAGCUCACAAAUUGUUUACAUCUGUUUUUCUGGGAGCCAUAAAUUUGAUAUAUUCUAACUGAACUUUGAAAUGAUCAAAGUCAAUCCAAUUAAUAAACGCUGUCUUCACUUUUUAUUUUACCACAUAUGGUGUUACUGUUGGACAAUGUUCGCAACCUCCUUAAUUUACCUAAUCCAGAUAAGAUUUUGAUGUAUUCAGCCAGCUCAGUCUCAUGCUCUGUGUGGAGUACAGUUUGUUAUUCAACAUUAGCAGCUUAGUUUUUUUUUCCUAAAGAAUUCCCAGAUGUGUACCAUAGCAAAUGUUUUAAUUGAUUUCAUAAUAAUAUUUAGUCAUUUGGCAUUGACCUAUGCCAAAUGAUAAUAACAAUUAUUCAUCCAGGUCCCUAUAAUUUGACCCGUCUUGGCCUUACAUAUUAAUUAAUCCAAAUAAGAAAUCAUUUGAUGAAAUUGAUGUGAACAAAACUAUUUUUAAUUUUGCUCUUACUGGAAAGUAGUAUUUACCAAAUGUUGAUAAAAAAUACAUGGCAGUUUGUGGCCUGUUUGACAAAAGAGUCACAUUUUCUCAGCCAUCAGAAAGUCAGAAAGUGUUUAAUGCAAAUAAUGAGGUGGAAUAUUUUAUUUUUUAAUGGAUUUAAAUGUUAACAAAUUUCUUUUCAGGUUGUGUUUUGACCUUACUCAGAAUUAAUAAGUGGGAACUGUUGCUUUUGAACAAAAAUGGUAAGAUAUUGGUAGCCCAAAUUUGUUUAUUGAAAUAGAAUUUACGUCAACAUUUGCUUUAAUUGUAUUAAAUUAGACAGCAAAAAAUUUAUAUUUACUUUUAAAAAUGAUAUCCAUUGAAACAUAAUACCUUAAGAUCAGUGCUGUCCAACCCGUGACCAGCUGGCUGCAUGUGGCCACCAAGCAUAUAUUAUUUCUGAUUGAAUUUUGUAUUUUUGCAUGUUAACUUAUGUGUACCGGAUGUUCUGUAUAAAAUUUACUCAAGCAGUAACAGUUAACUACUAUCACUAUCAAUACUAUCAUUAAAUUUAUACAAUUAUGCAGCUUUAACUUUUUUUGAUGAUCAGUACAGCCCCCAAUGGUACAUAGCCCGUAGCGUGAAUAAAAAUGAUCUCUCCAUUUUGUUGUGUGUUUUUUGUUUUUUUUUCACCCUUCAUGUCAGAUGUUUUUAUCUAUAAAUUGGUGUGCUAUGCUCCUGGAUAAAAUUCAGAUAGCACAGAAUAAUGCGGCUCGCAUUGUUUUUCGCAAAUGCAAGUUCGACCAUGCUAAAACACUUCUGAGAGAGUUGCACUGGCUGCCGGUCCGUGCUCGCAUAGAGUACAAAAUCGCAACUUUGUGCUACCGCUGCUUACAUGACCUGGCGCCGUCCUAUCUGAAAGAGCUGCUGACGCCUUAUGUACCCACUAGACAACUCCGCUCAUCUGAUAGUGGCAAACUCUCGACACCACAUGUUCGCCUUGAGACUUACGGAAAGCGCACUUUUGCAUUUGCUGGUCCAACAAUGUGGAACACCCUUCCUGUCGAUCUCAGAAACAACUAGACACUGCAGUCCUUUAAAACCGAUUUAAAGACACAUCUAUUUUGCAAACACCUUCUGGGAUGAUUGUCUACCAUGCUUUCCAGUUAAUGCAUAUUUGGCUGUGUUGCUUAUGGUUGAAAUGGUUAGAAAGACUUUGACCUCGUAUGCUUGUAAUUAGUUUUUGUAGUGUUGUGUUUGUUUUAAAUGUGGUAAAUUAUAGAUUUUUUUUGUUGACUUUGUACCGCGCUUCGAGCCUUUGGGGAUGAAGCAUGUUUUUUAAAUAAACUUUAUUAUUAUUAAGCUGAUUUUAAAUGAGCCACCACUGCUUAAGAAAUUUUUUCGAUAUGUGCAAAAAAAAAAAUUUUCAAACCACAUUGGUUGAUUUAGUAUUGUUGAGAAAUUGCUUGAGAACACAGGCAGGAGAAGUUGUAACAUGGAAAAUGGGGAGGUCACAAAGGCAAAGGAGAGGUAUCGCUUGACAGGUAGCAAAAAUUUAUGUUAAGCACAUGAGAAGAGCAAUCAUUUGGGAACCUAGGUGACAUAAAAUCAGAUAUUGUUUUCUCACUUAUUUCUGUUGCUUGUACUGUACAGGGGAGGCUCACAUGGUAUCAUGUACAAUUACUGGCGGCAUUGAUUGGGAAAGAUGAAUAGGGAAACCAAAAGUAACUUGAUGUGUUGCUAUUUGUUCAUUGUAAAAAUAUCCAUGCCCUCUCCAACAUCUCCAACGCGACCAAGUUUGAUGAAAUAGAUGGGUGAGCACUGCGACUUAACUGCUCUGCUUUGUGGAAUGAUACUAUCAUUGAUAGUAAUAGUAUUAUGAUCGGGUUAGAGUAAUUGAGAUGGGAGCCGGGGUGCUAAAGGUGUCACAGUUGAAGACUACGGUGGGUAGUGUGAACCGGUGGGCAGUGUGAAUCGUUAAUGGUACGAUUGAAUUUAAACAGGUCGUCGAGCAAGGUGUGGGAGCAAGUGUCUGUCCUGAAUUGUUGUGAUGUUGAAGACAAGUACUUGGUAUGAGACAUUCAGUGAGUAGAAAGCAGGAUACAAGCUGUAUUUGUUUGUAGUUAAUGCAAUUCAGUCAGAGAAGAAUUGUGAGAGACAGUAGGAAGAUGAUUGAAGUAUUUUUUUUAUAAACAAACAUAAGUUAACAUUUUCAAAUGAAUUCUGGAUGACGUCAUGUUUCUUCUGAUGAAUUUCCACAACAAUGGAAAUGUAACAUAAUUGUGACGUGUUUUUGCAAGCACCCUAUAUCAGUGAAGCUGGAUUCUGUAUAAUUACCAAUGAGUACAAAAAAACCUAAUGCCACUUUGACUUGUGGACAUAUAGGGCAGGUGCUACUGAUAACUAUCCCAUAUUAAGAAAAUUGCAAGUACCAUUCAAAGCAAAAUAUAUCAUCAAAAAUGGCAACAAUUUGUAUUAGCUUUAUUUAUGUUCUUGAUGAGCAGAUAAUGCUAUUGGAGAUAUGGCUCUUUAUGCAUAAGGCAAGAAAUAUUAAUAAUAUGAAUAAUUUUUUUAAAAGUUACAAAAAACCAACAUAUAUUUUUUUUUUGAAAUGUCACUUGCGCCCCUCAGGUUCAGGAAAAAAAAUUAUUGGCACAUGUCAAAAAAGUUUGGAAAGCACUGGGCACUGCUUUAGAUAUUGAAGAUUUAUUUCCAUCCCUCUAUUUUUAACAAAACCUUAUUUUUAGAGGUGGUGACUGCAUUUUUAACUCAAUUGCUGCAGUACAACACACCGUAUGUUUAUCGGCCGUGCUAAAAAGCACUAAACAACACAUUGUGCAUUGUUUCAAUAUCAUGGUUGUUUCUUUGCUAUUGCUCUGUUAAACUUUUUAAGAGCUUUUUUUUUAAAUAGACUUUUACUUUACAUAGAAGAGUGAUACUUCCUUGUUUAUGAAUGAAAACAAUGUGUAUUUGCUGUCAUUUGAAUUAUUUUAUUAAUUUUCUCCAUUGUUUUUUUUUUAACAGCUCAACAGGCUUUGGAAAUGUUUCAUACUAUUUCUAUUGAUAUUGAAUAUGACUGAGAUCAAUCUCAUGAUUCCAAUAGCAGUUUAAUUUCAUAUGAUUGGAUUUAUAGUAGUAAAGAUGAUGAGCCACAAACUAGAAGAAGGGCUAUUCCAUUAUUACAAUAAUAUAUGUCUUCAUCCAAGGGUAAUGGGGAAAAAAAAGAAAGAUGACUACAGAUGAAACUAUUGGUUGAAAUUUAAAAGUAGGAGAAUGGAUUGAAGCAAAUUUUGAUGCAACUGCUAACAGUUUUUUUUAUCCUCACAUAAAGAGCCUGGUGUCAACAAAGCCAUAAUAUCUGAAAAUUGUUCACCACUUGAUUGUUUUUCAAAACUUUUUAUGAUGAAGUUAUUGAUAUUAUCAUAUCAUGUAUAAAUAGCUAUGCUGAAAAAAAAAUGAAACGGAACACUCCAAUGUGGGGGCGCUCUAGGUUUCAAAACUGGAAACCAGUGUCAAAGUACCAUGUUUAUAAAUUCAUCGCUAUUUCUCUGGCUAUGGGAAUGAAUCAACGUCCCAGUCUCCAAGACUAUUUUUCAACCUGAGACAUAUUGAACACACUUUUAUAUUUACCACAUAUGGUGUUACUGUUGGAAAAUGUUCGCAACCUCCUUAAUUAACCCCAUCCUGAUUUCAGAGGGUUAAAGCUAAAUUGAAGCCAUACGUAAACAAACUGACAAAAAUUGCAUUCACGCCUUACCAAAUUGUGUCUGUUGAUGAAAUGAUAGUUGGCUUCAUGGGAAGAUGGCAGUAUAAACAAUAUAACCCUACAAAACCAAGUAAAUACCACAUCAAAAGUUUUGGUCUAGUAGAUCGGGCCACUGGGUAUGUGGUAAACCUUAAUUUGAUCGUGAUGCUGAUGUAGAUAGUGGCCAGGCAGUUCAGAUUUUCCAGACAUUACUGCAUGCUAUUGGCAAGGGAUACCAUUUAAUUUGCAGACAGAUUCUACACUACCAUGAAAUGGGUAGAAUAUCUGACAGAGUAACAGAUUUAUUACACUGGGACUCUCCAAAGUAACAGGCGGCUGUUUCCCAAACAUUUAAAUUCAUUGAAAAUAAAAGACAUGGAGUCAAAAUACCAGAAGGCCAAAUAAUGGCUUUUGCAUGUUUUGCAUGGGAAGAUCUCACUGAUCAAAAAGUUGGAUAUUAUGGGAUGCACCAGAGAAAGUGAAGGUGAUGGAAAAAAACUUUAGCUCUGCAUUAUGGAAAUUACUUGUUCAAAUGCUCACAUUCUUUACGCCUUGAGUCACCCUGAAGCUCGUAUUAGUCUAAAAAAUUUCAAAAUAAAUUUUAUCGAUUCAUUGUGUUUGGAAGCAUCUUCAAUUUAGCUGACAGAAGAAAGAAAAAUACCUUUGCCAGGUCGACCAAGGGCUAACCCAAUAUCAAGGUUGGAAGGGGGAAGGCAUUUGAUAGACUAUGCUAAACAGGACAGGCAGUGCAAAGUGUGUAGUGCUCCAACUAAGUCAGCCCAGACACAUUUUAUUUGCAUGGACUGUCCUGACCAACCGCAUCUACACCCCAAAGACUGUUCCAAGAAAUAGCACACUGUGUCCAAAUUUAUAAAUCAAUAGCUAUGAGUCAAUUUAUAAAUCAAAGAACAAUAGUUAUAAAUCAAAUUAUAUAUCAAAGAACAUUAGUUAUGAAUCAAGUUAUAAAUCAAAUAACAAUAGUUAUGAAUCAAGUUAUAAAUCAAAGAACAAUAGUUAUGAAUUAAAGAACAGUAUGUACAUUUAAAAAAAAACAUUUUAUGCAUCAUUGUAAACAAUCAUCUGUUCAAUUAUAAAUGUGUAAAAUGUUAAUUUUUUUAAAAUCACUAGUGACACUAUGAGACAUAAUUCAAAAUUCCUUUUUGAUUUUGUGAUUCUUUUGUGGAUUUUUAAGCACAAAAAUGUCUGUUAUUGUUAUAUAAUUUAUAUUACAUAAAUUUCAAUGAUUUUGAGGAAUAAGUUUUCUUAAUUUUGGUGGGGGGUUUUUUUGUGUUAUGCUUUCAUAUUUUAAGUUUUUUUUUCUGUUAAUUAUUUUAUUUACACUGACGAAAUAAGUUUAAAAUCAUAUAGUCCAUAAAAUUAUCUUGUAUCGCUGCUAUUCGGACUCGGGUCCCAUUAGACCAAAUGCUAUUCGGAUGUCAUUUGUGGUAGUUUAUUUUAGUUAAACUGAAGAAUUAGGUUUACAAACAUAUUGUCCAUUCAAUUAUCUUUCAUUCAAUACCAAAUUUUACCUUACAAACCCAACAAUAAUAUUUUUAAUAUUGUUUAAUAAACCAAACCUCUCACUUCUGAUACCGGAUCCAAAUAGCCACAGCCUUUUCUAUAUCAGUGUCAAUAUAACUUUGGUUGAACCUCCCACCCACCCACUCCCUAUGGAUAGACCAACACUAAAAUGAUUUGGCCUAAUCUUGGGGACUGCGUUCACAUAAACAUCUGUUUUGACAAAAGUUGUCGGAUGAAAUUGUUUGUUCUUCUACUUCUAAUAAACUGAUGUGAUGCACCACCACCAACCCGUGCUCCUGUUAUAUUUUCAGAUUGACUGAAAAGUGAUGCAAGCAGGGGAGAGCAAUGUUCCUGUCACAUCUGUUAGCUCUUAAGAUUGCUUUUUUCUCCUUGAGACUGUCUGAGUAGCUUAAGUUAUACAAUUGAAAAAAGUUAACUCCUAGAAGUAGUAGUGCUGUACUGGUAUAACUUGAGUGCCAAUGAUUGAGUGACAAUACCCAAAAGCUAUAUGUGUGCAUUUGCACUGAAGACUGCUUUAAGCUGUACGUGCUGUGAGUUCAUUUUAUAGCAAAAGUUUGAUACAGCUGUCUAAAAGCAACAUGGCUUAUGAUGUGAAAGACAAAAUCCAUGUGUAUGAGACAGUAUCAGCAUCAGGAACCAUCUUCUUAUUCCUGGAUGACCAGCAGGUGUUGGCUCAGAGCUUCAGGCAGCAUAUCAAAAUUCAUGUGGUCUAUGACAAAUUAAAUGAGUCCGUCUUCACACCUGGGGAGGAAACACUUUACAAAGAUGUAAAACCUAAUGGCAGCACAAUGAUAGAAUAUGUUGCUUUGCCACUUAGUCCUUGUCCAGUGGGACAAGACCAGAUCAGGAUUAAUGAACACCAUUCACAGGCUGUUGACAUUGAUAAACAGUUGAGUGAAAGCGAGUUUUCUAAUGAUGAAUUGCCCAUGAUUGUACAAGAACACACAGCAAGCAAUCCAACAUGUUCAAAUACUUCAAAGCCGGCUCUACUAGACUUGCAUUUAAUUUCAUCUGAAGCUGUGAAAAUUUUGUGUAGGAGGAAGGAAGAUGACAAAUCUGUAUUGAUUGACACAGGGGACCCAAAAAAAGGAAACAGGUGUUCAAAAGAAUUGUCUCAAAGGCCAUCAAGAUCUGAUAAAAAGUGGUCAUCCAGAGAGGAUAGCAAAACUUUGUAUUCCAAACAUGCCCAAGCAAAGAAAUCAAAGGAAACAAAUGUGUGUCUCAAUAUUUCUAUAGCUUGUUUGGAAAAUGGACUUGACAAUGUACCAGAAAGUAUCAAAUCUUGUACAGGGGAAUUAAAUAAGGACUGUGUUGACUCUGAAAAUAAAGAUGAGUGUGACAAACCUGAGAAGAAAACUAAAUUAAAAAAGAUCGAACAGGAAAAAGAAGUUAGUUGUGAAUAUUGCAAAAAAAUAUUCAAGAGCCAGCAUGACCUCUUUGAACACAGAAAAGGGGAGAAAGGCUCUUAUCAAUGUAAGUACUGCAGUAAAGAAGUGGCCUUCAAGGCUCAUCUUCUGGUGCACAUGAGAAAGCACGGAACGUAUGAAGACAGGACAAGCAAAACCGCUGACCAGGCUCUUGAAGUGGUGAUGGAAAGUAACACAUCUGAGAAUGGAAUCAAGUGCGAUAUUUGCGGCAUCAGCGUGUCCACCUCUAGGCGCUUGAAAGCUCACACAAUGAUCCACACUGGGGAGUUUGCCUACAAGUGCUGUGUGUGUGGAUUCAGGUCACAAUACUUAAAUAAGUAUCAUUUAGAUACGCAUCUCAAGGCUGGCCCGGUGCAGUGCAAGAUCUGCAACAUGUGUUUCCCAUCUCGUUCAGAGCUCUCCGAGCACCAGCUCACUCAUGAAUUUAAGUGCAACAUCUGCGAUAAAGUCUUCCCCAACAGAACCAGCAGAGAAUACCAUUACAAGAAGGACCACAAAGAAGACAUUCUAAAAUGCCAUAUCUGCGACAAAAUGUAUUCAUCCAAUGAUGAGCUGAUGUCUCAUUUGAAGUAUCACCGCCACCGAUCCAAAACUCAGUGCACGAUAUGUGGGCUUAUGGUGUUAUAUAUUCGUAAACAUAUGCAAUCACACGAUAAAGGCAUCCCGGGAGUUGGAACAUAUGUGUGCGAUCAGUGCCCUAAACAGUUUAACCAGAGGCUCUCAUUCAAGAGGCAUAUGAAGGCUCACUGCCAAGAGAAGCCCUACGUUUGUAUUGAGUGUCCCAAAAGAUUUGCUCGGAGUGGUGGGCUGAAUCGGCAUAUGUUAACUCAUACCAAGGAAAGGCCAUUUGUCUGUGAAAUAUGUGGCAAGGCCUGCUCCCGGAAGGAAAAUUUGCGCGUUCACAUGAAAGUUCACAGGGACAUAACUUCUGUGCUAUGUGAAGACUGUGGGGAGAGUUUCUCUUACAAGAAUGCGCUAAAAGAACAUAUUAAGAUGGCCCACCGUGUGGAUGUCAUCAAUAUCGACCCACCAGAAGAGGUGCUGUUUUCUUCUAAUUCACUUGAUACGGUUUAUUUAACUUGAAUUUGAAUAUCUGCCCAGAGACUGUUUUCUUUUAAUUCACUUGAUACGGUUUAUUUAUCUUUAAUUUGAAUAUCUGCCCAGAGACUAUUUUCUUUUAAUUCACUUGAUUCAGUUUAUUUAACUUUAAUAUCUGCCCAGAAACUGUUUUAUUAACUUCAGUUUUCUUUAGCUUGCGACUUGUAUUUUGAUUUGAUAUUCCAGUCUCUUUUCUUCAGGCAUGUUGAGAUAGACAUCACAAGAACAUCUCAAAUGAAUGCUAAUGAUAUUAUCAGUUAUACUGACUCCAUGCCACAUUGUUUAACCAUAAAUGUGUACUCGACCUUUAAUAUUUAGCACAAUGACCUAAGUGUGUACUCUAACUUUAAUAUUUAGGACAAUGAUGUCAUGAAUUGGCAUGUCUUACUUGUUGUAUGUCAUAAAAUUAUUUUAUUCAAUUGCUCAUGGAACAAAUGUCACCAGAUUUGUUGCACACUGUAAAAUUGUGUGUGAUGACGUACUAUAGCUCAGAUGAGAAGUUAUUUGCCCUUUUGAAGCCAUCUCAUAAGCCUUCUUUUAAACACAGUAAUAUCUUGUACCAGGUAUAGCAAAUAUUUAAAGUUGCAACUCCAUAACUAAGUGUAUUAAAUCAGGAGUGGGCAAUAAAUGUCUUUUGAAAAAAUAUCCAAUAUUUUUCUCUAAUUUUUUGUUGUUGUUGUUUUGACAAAUAUAAAUGAGAUUUUGUUUUGAAAAAUAUAAAUGAGAUUUUGUUUUGACAAAUAUAAAUGAGAUUUUGUUUUGACAAAUAUAAAUGAGAUUUUGUUUGCUCACAUGGCUUCAACCCCAAAUGAUAAAUUCUUAAGUUUUUCUUAAGCUCCAUUUUUCCCGAAAGCUUUGCUAAGAAAAUAUAUUUUUAGAUGCUACAGGAAAUCAUAUUUGUACAAUGGUAAUGCUUGCCACAGAAAACAAUGGACUUGCUUCCUUGAAUCAGUUUUGGUAGAAUGCCUCCAUCCUUGUCUUGGCUCCCCUUAUCAAGUGCUCCUGUUAUAUUUUCAGAUGUCACUCUCGGUGGUGGGUCAAGUCUGAUUGGGCAUGUCCUAAACCUGCCAGGCAUCAGUAGGAAAAACACUCCCACAACUUUCUCAUUCUCACAAUCACACACUGCUUGACUAUCCAUUGGUGGCCUUUGUGAAUUUCUCCUCACCACAACGCUGGGAACAUGAAAAUGAGUUCUGUCAUUAAGAUGAGUAAGGCAAUGCUAAUACUAGCUAUUUAAUAACCUACACUGACAAAACUCCCAGUGUGGCCCAGUGUGGCCCAGUGGGUAGAUCUGUAAGGCUUGUAUAAUACUUUUUGUAGCUAUGGAACUGUGUGACGAUCAUCGUAUUUGUUAUCAUAAAGACCCAGCGUGUGGCACGCUGCACCUCAAAAUAGACAACAAAGACUAUCUCAUGUUAAACUUUACUGAAAGAAUUGAGUUGGAGAUUUUGUUCACAGGCUUUGGCCUCACACGGUCCACAACAACCAACCCACCUAAACCUGGGACUGAGGCUUCUGGUCAUGAGCAUAUGACCCAUGAACCAGCUCAGAGUCUCCAGAGUGGGCAUGGUUUUUUUCUAAAGCCGGAUAUUGAGAUAUCUGGGGAUGCUGAUGAAAAGGCAGAUCUAUUUGAAGAUAGCUUUGCACUUGAUAACAAACUGGUGGUUGAUUUACCUCUAGAGGAUAAACAAGAACUACGUUCACCAUCACAAAGUAGGAAACGUUCAUCAAAGAAGGAUAUUUCCUUCAAGAAUAAAAACCGUCCAAAAGAAGAGUCUGAAACUCAUCAAGGUAUAAAUAAAGACUGCGCAAGUAAAGGGGAAGGAAAUAGUACCUCCAUCAAACAAGAGUUAUCAUCCAGGGCAAUGAGGUACAAAAAAAGGAAACUUAACGAAAGAAAACCAGAUGCCAAAAGGGCAACAAACUCUGGUCCUCGAGUUAAAAAAAAAGUUAAAAAUUCAACCAAGACCAAUAAUGACCCCAAGCAGCAGAUCUCAAAGAUUGUAAGUCAAGGAAGCAGAGGAGUGCAGGAAGUUGCACAAGGCAAGACAUCGAAAUGUAACUCCAAGUGGCAGGCAGCGUGUGACAUGUCAUGUCAGUAUUGUCUCAAAGACUUUCCAAACCAGCAAGCUUUUUAUGACCACAAGAAGACGGCACGGUCUCUUUUGUUCCCUUGUGUGUUGUGUCAAAAGGUUUUCCCGUUCAGGGCCUUUCUACAGGCUCACAUCAAGGCCUGCCAUUCUGAGAAGAAGGGGUUCACAAAUCUGAAAGAGUCUGAGGCGUGCGCGUGUGACGUGUGCGGUGUGGAGGUGAAAAACAUGUUCACCUUGAAAAAGCAUCUCAUGUCCCACACGGAUGAGUAUUUCUACAAGUGUUGCAUCUGCGGGAAACAGUUUGUUGAGCCGGGGACUUUGAACAACCACAUGGUGACCCACAAGUCUGGUGGCAUGAUACGCUGUAAGUGCUGUGAUCAGCUGUUUGCCACCAGGGGUGCCCUGGCCAAACAUCAGCUUGCCCUGAUGGAGGUCAAAUGCCACUUGUGCGGGCAGACCUUCCCUAACAGAACCAGCAGAACGCAGCACUACAAGACCUCUCAUCAGACUGACAUUCUCAAGUGUGUCCAGUGCACCUGUAUGUUUUCAUCCUCGGAAGAGCUGGCGGUCCAUAUGAAAAAGCACACCAUAUACAAGAAAAAACAGUGCACGACAUGUGGUAAGUUUUUCUCCAGGCUUGAAAAGCACAUCAUCACACACAAAUCCAAGUCUGACAUUGAUGAAGGUGAUCUGUUCGUUUGUGACAAGUGCCCUAGGAAAUUCUCCAACAGGUCAUCGUUUCAGAGACAUCUGAGCAUACACAGUCAGGAGAAACCCUACCAGUGCCCUAGCUGCCCUAGAACGUUUGCAGACUGUGGUGUCCUGAGGAAGCACCUCCGGAGACACUCUCUGCUCAUGCCCUAUCAGUGUGAGGUGUGUGGCAAGAAAUGUAAAGAAUCUGGCAACCUCAAGGUUCACAUGAGAAUUCACUCUGACACCAAGAAAUUUCCUUGUCCCACAUGCCCUCUUGCAUUUAACUAUAAGAGUUCUUUGGAUGGUCAUGUACGUACCCAGCACUCGGCAGCACAGCACUCAGUAACACAGCAAACAGAAACACAGCACUCAGGGGCACAGCACUCAGUAACACAGCGCUCGCGGGCACAUGCUAUUGAGUCUGACCAUGGAAUUAAGUGUGAUCUUCAAGUCCCUUAUCAAAGGCUGAAAACAUCAGAAAUAAGCUGUGGACAGACUUAUGAUGGGUCAGGUAGAGUUCAGUUAGAUUCAGAUCAGAACUUGAAAAGUCGAAUUAGUGGGUUGGAGUAUAAAACAGAGCAGCACUACGCCAGCAGGCAGGAAGUUGACUUUAAACAGUAUUAUGAACAUAGUGCAGACACAAUGGGGAUUACACAAAUGCAUUCUGAGGGAACUGUGAACCCAAUAAAACACGUGUAUAAUGGUCACUCUAUGCUAACCAAGACUGGAGAUGCUCCCAAAGGCAUGUACAUAGGUGAAACUUCUAAUGUUGCUUCAAUCAACUUGACCUCAACUUACGUCAAUCAUCACAGCACCCCUAUUAUGAGCAGUCAAAAUCAAGAUGAACUACCUAUGACAGCAGCUAAUAUUUCUUCUGUAAAUGUCACAUUAUACUAAAAAGAACACGUUUUUGUAAAAAAAAAGUAUUAAAAAAUCUUUUAAAUGUUUUUAUUUAACUUUUUCUUGUCCCAUGCAUAUAAAAUAAGAAAAAUAUGUAACGGUAUCAAAAAACGUGAAUACUGAAAAAUGUAGAUCCUGUAAUAUACUAAUUUGAAAGUUUAAUUUUUGUUUUUUUUUUACCAUCACUGUGUAUAUAAGUUUAUUACACAUUCAAGUCUCCAUGUUUUUAUAAUUUUAUUCAUAAAUCAAUUUGUUGUAUUGCCAGCACAUAGUUAUACCCUGCCUGUAUAUUUGAUGCAUUUCUCUGCUUUUUACUUAUAAAUUUAUAAUGGAAUUCUGUUUAGAGGACCCUUGCAUACAUCGAUGCUAAUUUUAAUUUAUUGUUUUAUAUCCUCAAGAUCAGCCUUUGUAGCCUAAUCAAAUGUCACUAUGUUCAAAUGUAUGGUGUUUCCCUUUCACACUCUUUGAAAUUAAAAAUGUUUGGGAUGUAUGACCAUUGAUUUAGAGAUCAGUAUCUAUGGAUUUGAUAAUUGUUUGAGCCUUAAUACAGUUGCUAGAUAAGUCUGUGUCCAUGUCCUACAUCUGGUGAUCCUGUUAUAUUUUCAGAUGUCCAGCACAAGUGAGACAAGUCAGCCAGAACUACUGACCGGUUAAUUGUACUAGCAAGUUUUAGGAUAUUUUAAAAAGUUUUCCUCUGCUUUGACUUGCUGGUAACAUGAAAUCUCUCCAGAUAACAACACACCAUUGGGUUUAAACUGCCAGGCUUGAAGUUCAGUUUACUUUGCCAUCAUCAAGUCCUGUUUACACAUGGAAGUGUAAAGCUACAAACAUAGAGCACACUUGUAAUCUGUUAAAGCAGUGAGUGAGAUAUGGAGGCUUCUCUGAGACAAAAUCACUUUUUUGAAGCCAUUCUGGGAAGUGGAGUUUUAAUAUACAAUAUUGAUGAAAAUGAGCCUGUCUGCGUAAAGUUUGGCAAUAUUAUUAGGAUCAAAGUUGUCUUUGACCCACCACAUGGCAGUCCAUCUGAGUCGCUGGAGCCCAAACAUUCGCAGGCAACCUUUACAGAGAGUGGUCUAAGUGAACAAACUGAGUUAACAAAGAAAACAGGAAAUUCUGAUAGUACACACACACAUAUUGAUAGCCAAGAUGAAGUUUUUUAUCCAUUUUCUGGAUGCAGAGCCCCUGCCUUUGAGAAUGGUUUAUUAGAAGAGAUGAACUCAAAAGGUCAGAAGAACACAGAGGUCAAGGUUAGAAAAACUUCAAAGCGUCUAAAAGAAAAACAUUUGAAUGCAAUAGGAACACCAAAAAGGUCAAAAAGACUUACACAACUGAAGAAAUCUCAAAAUAAAAGUAUGGCAAGGUCCAGUGAAGCAGAGUUGGCCUUGGAGUGUGAUGAUGGUGAAAGUCAGUCCAUCAAAGAGGUGGCGGAGAACACGUUGCAUGACGAUGACAUUAAUGUGACGGGUGAGCUGAAAACUAAACUAAGAAAGAAAGACAAAGUCGUAGAGAGCGUAUCUGAUUCUGCUCCAGUGAAAAUUAAAAAGAUGUCAUCUGUGUCUCAGAAAAUAAAUAAAAAGCAAGUUGAGAUGGGAAGGAAGCGAUUGGGUCCAGAUGAUCGUGACGAUGAGUUGCCAGUGUCACGAGAGAAGAUAAAAAAACUCCAAGUGGAUAAAAUUGUCAGGUGUGAUUACUGUGAAGUUGAGUUCAAAAAUCAGCUAGACUUUUACAACCACAGGAGGGCUGAAGAAUCUGAGCACAAAUGUAUCAUGUGUGGGAAGGUUGAGCCUUACGAGGCGCAUCUGAUUGUGCACAUGCAAAAACAUAGAAGAGUGAAGUUUGAGUCCAGCGGCAUUGGGAAAACCAAUACAGGACUAUCUAGUGCCUCUGUAGCAUUAACUUCUGAAAACUCUGCAGAGGAGCAGGACAGUUGUGCUAAGAAGAAAAGCAAGAAGGAAAGAAUGAAAUGCAAUGUUUGUGGGCUGGUUGUAUCUUCAAUGGACAGUCUCAAAAUUCACACCAUGCUGCACACAGGGGAAUGUGCCUACCGGUGCUGUGUCUGUGGUGACAAUUUUUCUUCUCUGUCCUCUAGACAACAUCACAUGGACACUCACGUGUCGGCCAAAAGGUUCAAGUGCUACCCUUGUGGCCAAAGAUUUAUCUCCCGUGGUGAGCUGGCCAAACAUCAGCUGACUCAUGAAAUCAAGUGCGCCCUCUGUGGGGAGACCUUCCCCAAUAAAACCAGUCGGACGUGCCAUUUCAGGGUCUCGCACCCAGAUGAUAUCUUGAAGUGUCCACAGUGUUCCAUCAUGUUUGCCACGCAGGAAGAUUUGAAGAAACAUCUUGUAUACCACAAAAAGGGCAAGAAGGAGCAGUGCCCGGUUUGUGGCGUGGUUGUGUCAAAGUUAAAGGACCACAUGCUUUUGCACAGUCAGCAAGCCAAUGAGAAAAUGUAUGUGUGUGACCAGUGUCCGAUGAGGUACCUGAGAAAGAAUAACCUAGACAGACAUAUGAGAACACACACAGGUGAGAAGCCGUACGCAUGCAACAAGUGCACCAAGCGUUUCCGUAGCAAUGGCAUGCUGAGGAAGCACUUGCUUACGCAUACCCAAGAACGGCCGUAUCAGUGUGAGGUGUGCGGGAAACGCUGCUCCGUCCGAUCCAAUCUCAGUAUUCACAUGCGAGUCCACAGCGCUGAUCGCAGCUACCAGUGUCAACUGUGUUCUCAAGCUUUUAACCACAAGAGCUCACUCCGUGGACACAUGAAGAGCAAACAUUCCAGAGAGUCGUCUUCUAUGCAAAACAUCGACGAUUUAGCACCCCAGCAUUCAACCCAUCAUCUGCAGCCACCAGCACAUCUGAUGUCGGAGAUGGAGAGAGUCUCAAUCGUAGAGCCGGUUGACAGACAUAUACAACUUGAUCUCCCUGUAGGACUGGCCCCCACCCUCAGCUCUGAACUGCUUCUGAAGGCUGAGGAGUCCAAUCACCUUCACCAGCAUGAUUACAGCCAGAUGCACUUGCAGCUCGGGUAUGCAGCCAGCUUGCCAACUAGUAUUCUUAUAGACGCAGACAGGAUGUCAUCUGUCAAAUAUGAUAUGCAACAAGAGGACAGCCUUAACAAUGACUAUUGAUUGGUACCCUUUUUCAUAUAACUUAUUUCUUACAAUGAUUAUUGACUGGUAGCCUAUAGACAAAUUACAUAUCUCUUGGGAUUAUUAUAGUCAUUAAUAAUGAAUUUUCUAAUUGAGAUAAAACCCGC
Molecule: messenger RNA, 17272 nt
Organism: Lymnaea stagnalis (great pond snail)
Lineage: Eukaryota; Metazoa; Mollusca; Gastropoda; Lymnaeidae
Source: the annotation of a GenBank genome assembly